AUGCCACCCAUCUCAAUCCUUCCCACCCAUACAGGUGAGGCUGACUCGUCCCCAUCUACCAGGAUUGAGAGGGGAGAGACCUGUGUCUGAAUCACCUUCUGCCCAGCACUGCAAGACCAGUCUGCCUUUUCCAGCUCAGGCACCAUGGCCCACUUUGUGGUCCAGCAUGGAGUCAUGGAGGGCAUCGCUGGAGAUGUGCAGAUUUACGAGGGUGAUUUUAUUCAUUAUUUUGCCCCCAGAAGCCUCCCACCUGUCAAGAAAAGCAUGGUAUUCGUUGUUGAUACAAGCGCUGGCUCUAUGUUUGGCACCACGAUGAAGCAGACUGAAAAGGCCAUGAAUGUGAUCCUGGGUGGCGUCAACGACCACUUCUAAGUCAUCACCUUUUCUGACUCAGUUAGCGUAGCUAGCAUCCAGAACAUCCACAGCACCAAGGACUACCUGGGUCACAUGGAAGCUGGUGGUUGGACCAACAUCAGUGCAGCUCUGCUCAGCAUAGCAUUGCUAAACCACAGCAUUCCAGAGACUGGUCAGGGCUGCAAUGUGGGGAGGAUCCGUCUCAUCAUCUUCCUGACAGAUGGGGAGCCCACAGCCAGUGUGAUGACCCCUAGAGUGAUCCUCUCCAACAUCUGUCAGGCACUGGGCAACAGGGUGUCCCUUUUUAGUUUGGCCUUCAGGGAUGAGGCUGACUUCUCAUUGCUGUGUCACCUGCCCCUGGAGAACCAGGGAGAAGCCUGGUGCAUGUAUGAGGGCACUGAUGCAGCCCUACAGCUGAAGGGCCUCUAUGAGGAGAUCUCCAUUCCUCUGCUGGCAGACAUGCAUUUGAAGGGAGAGCCUUCCCCUCCUCUGGGAGGCUUGGUUGGGGCCUCCCCUUGAACUUUUCCCCGUUAUUUUGGUGGCUCAGAACAGGUGGCGGCAGGACAGGCACAGGCACAGGUAGGAAAGCAGGAACUUGGCAUCCACCUGGCAGCCUGUGGCCCCAAGAGUCAGCUUCUUGUGGCCUGCCACAGUGAGGCAGCCACCAAGAGCCAGAAGAACUCUGGUGUCCCAGGGGAGUGGGCCUACAAUGUAGCCCACUUCACCUGCUGCCUCUGGGCCUACACCACCAGUGGAGAGUUGCAGGGAUGCUUCCAAGCCUGUGACACUACCACUCGCCGCCUGCUGGCCACCAAAGUCCUCAACCUGUCCCUUGAAUACAAUGUUGUCAUGGUGCAGCCCAAGGAGGCAAGUGGGAAGGUCAGAUCACAUAUUUCCACUGCAGCUGUGCUAGGCACCAUUAUGCCUUCAUCCGCCAGCAGACGUGGCCUCGGGACAGGCACAGCCCAGUCAGCCUUGUUACCCAAGGUCUCUCCCAAAUUAGGGCUUGUGAAACCAAGGUCCUACUUAUCCUCAACGGCUCCUGCUUGUACAGAAAUUAUGUCCAGUUCCAAGGAGUUGGAGCCACUGGGUCAGGACACUAGUACCCUAUCCACCCCAGCACACCCCAAAUCCCCAAAUCCUACACAACAGGAUUCUGGCACUUUGGUUCAGCCAACUCUCAGAACAAAAACUGCUGCCUUGGGGCCCUCAAACUCUGGUGCCCUAUUGCUUCUGAAGCCCAGCGUGCCAUCACACCAGAAUCCUGGUACCCUAUUACCCAUGACUGCCAAGACAUAAGUCCCACUUCUGAAUCCUAGCACCCCAUCCCAGCCCAAAGCUGGCAUUGUGAAACAUGAUAUUCCACUGUCCUCCAAACCUGGUGUUCCAUCACAACCCAAACUGGAUGCUCUAUCACAUUCCCAACUUGGGGUACUCACAUCACAGUCACCCAAAAGCUUGCCACAGGCCAAUCCUGGAGUCUCCAUGCUUCAGAUCUUCAAACACUAUCACAAAACUAGACCAAAGGUUCCUGCUCACAAGACCCCAAUCUUCCCAACACCUCUUAACUCUAAUACCCCAACUCCCCCAAAUUACCCAAGCUUAUCAUUUUCCAAACCUUGGACCCCAAUCCCCAAUAAACCCAAAACCCCGUUACCCCCGAGACCUGCCAGACCAAUGCCCCUACCUCCUCAGGAUCCAAACACAUUCACAAGCACAACCUCAAGUCCUGCAAGUCCCAGCAAGACCAUGACCACCUCUGUCUUUGGAGUACCCCUUCCAAUUCCCUUUGACUCCACCUUGCCCUCUGCUGCCCUGAGAAAGCUCUGGCUUCAGCAGGAUCUGCUGCUGGGGCCCCAAAACACCAGGCAAAUUCUGGGACUACCUGUGUCAGAAGUCCCAACAAUGGGCCUCUCCAGCAGCUCCAGGCCUAUGCCAGAAGAGCCCCCAAACGUGCCAGUCUUGCUGCCUUCUAGCAUCCUCCCUGAGGUGGCCAGCCUGCUCCAUCUCCCUGAGGAGCUAGAGCUGCUGUCUAAGUCAAUGAUGGAGUCCAUGAUCAUGGAGUCCUUGAGCACACCAGCUUUCUAUACCUUCCUCACUCCUGAUGAAGAUGGUGAGUGCCACGGGCAAGAGGUCAAGCCAUGA
Molecule: messenger RNA, 2499 nt
Organism: Enhydra lutris kenyoni (northern sea otter)
Lineage: Eukaryota; Metazoa; Chordata; Mammalia; Carnivora; Mustelidae
Product: inter-alpha-trypsin inhibitor heavy chain family member 6
Source: RefSeq, a predicted model, not a curated record